Molecule: messenger RNA, 705 nt
Organism: Acytostelium subglobosum LB1
Lineage: Eukaryota; Evosea; Eumycetozoa; Acytosteliales; Acytosteliaceae
Exons: 2
Coding region: 1-705 (234 amino acids)
Source: RefSeq, a predicted model, not a curated record
AUGAAGUACUUUGCCAUCAUUGCUAUCGUCUUGGCCUUGGCCUCCGUCUCAUUCGCAGACGUCAACGUCUUUACUGGACCAUUCGACUACAACAACUUGGCCAACGUUACCAACGUCCCAGGCGUUCCAAACAACAUUGCCGGCAGCGGUUAUUUGAAGAUUGAGGGAAGCGCAAGCGCAGGAUUCAACGUCACCUACAUUGUCAGCCUCCAGAACGCUGAGGACUUCACCAUUGGUUCCGUCAACGUCUCAUUUGCCAAGAAGAAUGCCGCAGGUCUCGACCUGCUCAACCUCGAGGUCCAAUUCAACGUGUCCCUCCCAUUCACUGGCAAGACUUUCGUCGGCGCCGGUUUCAUCCCAGUGCCAGGCAACUCAGACUUGGCCACCAAGCUCAACACCGGAGUUGCCAUGAUGAAGUCUGGCUCCAUGGGCCAAGGUAUCUUCAUCGUCUGUGACGGUACCACAGAGAAGAACGCCAUCACCCGUUCGCAGCUCACCUACCAAGCACCAGCAACCACCGGCACCACCGGCACCACUGGCACCACCACCGGCACCACCACCGGCACCACCACUACCACCGGCACUACCACUGCCCCAGCAUCGACCACUACCACUUCGUCCACCUCCCCCGCCACCAGCUCUGCUGCCAUCGUCUCUGCCUCCAUGUUCGUCGCUGCCUCUGGUCUCGUUGCUCUCCUCCUCUAA